UUUCAACUCCGUGAUAAGAUCAUCGUUUGCUGCAAGCUCGUCGGGGGUCGGUAGAACGGUGGAGAUGGGAGGGUGAAGUGAAGUAUUACAGAAGCAUGCGCUUGCGCCGUCGACCAACAGAAAGCAACUCGGCACAAGAACGGGAUGAAAAAGGAACGACUGGAGAAGAAAAUGAAGAUGUACUGAGACAAAAGAGAUAUCUGACCGACGAACCAAAGACGAAAAAAAACCAGCGAAAGGAAAGGGACGAAGGGAGCAGCGCAGAGGGAUCGGAGUUGGGAACGAGGAGGCGCUGCCUGGCCGAAAAGAGCAAAGGUUUAUCGCCUGCUGACUCAGCCUAUCAGCGAUCACGUGUGGCUACUAAUGGGUAUGUAACACUGGGGAUGGAGAUGUCUAGACGCCACCAGCUGUUUAAUAUUCUGUAUAUUUAGUCUGCCAUAUAUACGUGUUGUGGCAGCGCGAGAAUGAAAGAGAUGCUGACUACAGAUCAAGUAACACCACGAAACUCGCUACAGUACUAAA
Aspergillus piperis CBS 112811 is the source of this 522-nucleotide messenger RNA. RefSeq lists its product as uncharacterized. The transcript is spliced from 2 exons. NCBI's taxonomy places the organism in Eukaryota, Fungi, Ascomycota, Eurotiomycetes, Eurotiales, Aspergillaceae. Bases 96 to 431 code for a protein of 111 amino acids. The record is from RefSeq and is a predicted model, not a curated record.